Molecule: messenger RNA, 1246 nt
Organism: Cylicocyclus nassatus
Lineage: Eukaryota; Metazoa; Nematoda; Chromadorea; Rhabditida; Strongylidae
Source: the annotation of a GenBank genome assembly
AUGUUGCACACGCGCCGAAACAUUCCGCAUUUCUUUAAACGCUUUCGUCAUCGGACUUCAACGAUGGCGUCAGCUCCACCAUUAGAAGAGGAAAGCGGCAUGGUUCGAAGUCCGGAUUUACCCUUUGUGUCAGCAAUUGUUGGUGGCCUUUUUCCUGGACGUGCAAUCGUAGUGAGUGGGAUGGUACUGCAGGCCUCGUCUAGUGAUGCAAAAAGGUUUCAUAUCGAUUUAUGCUGCGGAUUGCUAAUCCACGGUGAUCACAUGGACAAUAAAGCGCUUCAUUUCAACCCACGUUUUGAUACGGGUGGCGGUUGGUUUUCUGGACAACCGGACAGGCAACUGGUUAUAAACUCCUACGUCAGCAAUCGGUGGGGAAUGGAAGAGCGGUUUCCAAACCCUUUUGAGAUUGGACAACCGUUCCAAAUUAGGAUACUUGUGCUAGAGAAUUAUUUCAAAAUCGCAGUAAACGGGAAACACAUAUGCGAUUAUCCACAUCGUGUGCCACUUGAAGACAUCAAAACGAUUUUUGUAAAUGGAAAUAUUCGAGUCGACUACAUCGAAUUCCAACCACCAGUGCGAAUCGGUGAAGAUGGCCGUCCGAUUGUGUGUGACAAGCAAGAACGAAACGAAAAGGUUAUAACUGUAGAUAGACCAUUGCUUCCGUUUUCGUGGACGUUCCCAGAAGAAAUGUAUGGCUUUGUCAGUCCACAGUCGAUACGGUUCACCCUUACUCCAUUCAUGAGUGCCAAACAGUUCACUUGUAACCUCAAGAUGGGUGAUGAAUGGAUAUUUCACUUUCGGGUCGAUUUUCGACAUGCGGCGGAUAAACAUAGCAAGGACGUGGUUAUCCGGAAUAGUACAAAAAAAGGGAGAUGGCAAGUUGAAGAAAGAGAAACUGCUAAUUUUCCAUUUUCUAAGGGACUAACCUCUGACAUCCUUUUCACUGCAUAUGGAUCAAGUUUAGCUGUUGACGUCGAUGGAGCACAUUUUGUGAAGUUCAACUACAGACCUGGCGAUGAUCCUUCGAAAAUAGAUAAAGUGACUGUAAAUGGCGACUGUGUUCUACAGCGAUUUGUACAUCGUACUUGGGAGGAAAUCACACAUUUUCCGUUCUUGUCGCCAACAACGUAAGGCGAAGUAUCAAUUCUUGGAGUGAAAGUCAAGUUUCUGCACUCAUUGCGAUUCGUUACGGUUUUGUCACUUUGUUUUUAGUUUGGAAUACGUGCAAUAAAUGUUACUACCUUGA